AUGGUCGAGGAGAUGCUCAUUGCUAGAGUUCACGUACACGUGAAAGUCCUGCAGGUGCGUGGCGCUCAGUAUAAAUAUCGCGGUCACGUUGUCCACUUCCUUCGCAAUGUUGGCAGGCUUUUUGAAGAGCUCCCAGUCCUACCUGAAGAGCUAGAUAUCAUCCUCCUGCGGCCUCCUAAUAUAGAGGGCGACCCUCGCUUCCGGCAACAGUUUGCUCGCGAUUUCCGGAAUCGCCUGCAACGGAUUCCUCUUGAUGGCAGCAUAGUUGCUUCCAUUGCCAGCCAAGUGGCUGACAUACCUGACGGCGAAGUCCCCCAGGGCCCCGUUGAGGAGGUUGUGGAAGAGGACCCAAGCGAUGCCGAUGCAUCAGCGAUCCCGAAUUUGCAGGUCACUGAUACCGAAUUGAAUGCUCUGCACGCGCAGGCUCACCACCAGAUGCCACUGCCUUCCAUUCGCAGGACCCCUAUCGACGAAUUCAACCGUUCUCAGCCGCUUUUAUCGCUUGCGUUCCCUACCCUCUACCCCGACGGCAAGGCCGACUUCGUGGAGCCUCGCCUACGGAGCAUCACGUACCAGGACUACCUUGCCCACGCGAUGAGAUGGCAUGACGGACGUUUUGCCCGCCAUAAGACGUGGCCUUUCGUCGCCCUCAACACGAUGUUACGUGCGCAGGUCCGAAAGAGAAGUGACUACUUCGUCAAGCAACGCGACAGCCGCCGUCAACCCCUUACACGCGCCGACCUAGAGGAAGCGAUGGCUGGGCCUGACGAGCCGGAGGCUCAGGCGCUGAUCCAGUCAAUCACGCGCCAAGCCGCGGUAAUCAGGGGCACCCGGCCAUAUUGGUAUAAGCAAAGGAAGGAAUUGGAAGCAUACGCCUAUAAUUUAGGCAAGCCUGGCCUUUUCGCUACUGCAAGUGCAGCCGAUUACCACUGGGAAUCCCUAUACCGUCAUAUGCCUCGAUUUGACGAGUGGCAAGCAGCUCCUGAGGCGGCGCGGAUGGCUCUAUCCCGGCAACUGCUACGAGACAACGCCCAUAUUGCUGCUUACCACUUCUAUAAACGUUAUACGCUGUUUAGGACUAUUGUCCUGAAGCAGAAGUUCAACCUAACGGACUCUUGGGGCCGCUACGAGUGGGGCGAGCGGAACGAUGGCCAGAUUAACCAUUACAACCGCUUGCUUACCGUUGCGUGGCUAGCCAAUACAGACGUUUCACCCUGCACGAGUCUACAGCAGGUAAUCGAUUACGCGGCCAAAUACUGCUCAAAGUCGGAAAAGAAGAUUGCUGAGCGGGAUUACUCGAAGCAGGAGGUCAGCCACUUGCUCCUCGGCCUGCCGUUACAGGAAGGCUCACGAACCUGCCUAGGCCCCAACGUUUACGAAAAGUACACUCAACGCCCGGAAGCCCUAGCGGACCUAUGCUAUGUCUCCUUCCUCAAGUGCUGGAAUUUCCGUCCUAGGGACCCUUCCAAGUGGAAGCAAUGGCAGCCAGGCAACGUUAACGGCAGGCCUCGUGUCACCACAGUCAUGGUGAUGACCAUUACGGUCGGCCAAAAGAGGCUCGAUUACAGCCCCAAGAUGAUCAAUAUGAGGCUCUGCCUGUGGAGGAAGAAUUUGACGACGAAGACUGGAUUCGCCUCGCCGCCCUUUUACCUGGGAACCCCCUUACCCAGGAAGAUCUUGACCUUCUUGGCCGCCGCGAUAUCGACGUCAAUUACGACUGGACACGGCAUCCACCCCAUGGCCAACGAUGUGGAGGUCCUUGGCCCUCACUGGCGUAAUACGCUGAAUCCGCAACAACGACUCGUGUACGACACGUUCAUGGGUCACUUCCAGGCGCAAAAUCCUACUCAAAUCCUUCUCCACGUUGAUGGUGGUGGUGGCACCGGCAAGUCGUUCCUUAUCAAGUCCCGCCUACGGCACGUCAAAUACCUCGUGAUCGAUGAAAAGAGCAUGCUGGGGAUUGAGCAGCUCGCGCGGAUCGAUUCCCGUCUGCGACAGGCCUUUUCACAGCGUAGCCUCGAGUUCUUUGGUGGUAUGAGCGUCUUGCUUGUGGGCGAUUUCUUCCAGUUACCACCAGUCCGGCAAAAGCCCCUGUAUUCGACUAGCACCAGCCUGUCUGCGUUGGAAAGGAGAGGGCAUGUGGCCUACCGGUUAUUUGACCGCACCAUCUUCCUGACCACGGUACAGCGCCAGGCUGGUGAUGAUCAGGCCCGGUUCCGUCAGGCGUUGCAGGAACUGCGUGAAGUCAAGUUAUCCAUACCGUCCUGGAACCUCCUUAGCAGUCGGGUACAGGCCAGGCUAACGCAGAGCGAGGUUGACAGCUUCAAGGCCGCUUUGCGGGUGUAUUCUACAAGGGCGCGGGUGGAGGCAAAGAAUCAGGGCAAGGGCGCGGGGCGGGCACCAAGCGACAAUGCUGGCAAUCUAUCUAACAAGUUCCCCAUUGCUAAGGGCGCCAGGGGUACUGUAUACGAUAUCGCCUGGAACGCAGGCGCCGAGCCAUUGGAAGAUCCCCCGGCCGUUAUUAUGGUGGACUUUGAUAGCUACGACGGACCGCCAUAUCUAACAACUAACGAGGGCAGGAAAAUCUCACCCAUCCUCCCAGUCAGGCGAGACUUCCUUGUGGGCAACGAGACCUGCGCUCGCACGCAGUUUCCCCUCAUGGUGGCGUUUGCCAUCACUGUUCACAAAUGCCAGAGCCUAACGAAGGAUCAAAUAGUUACUGAUCUCGCUACACGCGACUUCCAGGCCGGGAUUAGCUAUGUUGCUGUCUCACGGGUUACGUCGCUGCAAGGCUUACUCCUCGAGGCGCCUUUCGAUCGUCAGAGCCUCUAUAACCACACGCCGACGGAAGGGAUGAAGAUGCGCCUCGCUGACCAACAACGGCGUCAGGGUCAACAGCUGACCGACGCACCAUAUACACCACGCUACCUUGACUAA
This is a messenger RNA of Hirsutella rhossiliensis, 2937 nucleotides long. RefSeq names its product PIF1-like helicase domain-containing protein. Gene Ontology annotation, biological process: DNA repair; telomere maintenance. Gene Ontology annotation, molecular function: DNA helicase activity. The coding region runs from base 1 to 2937 and encodes 978 amino acids. The transcript has 12 exons. The record is from RefSeq and is a predicted model, not a curated record. NCBI's taxonomy places the organism in Eukaryota, Fungi, Ascomycota, Sordariomycetes, Hypocreales, Ophiocordycipitaceae.